UAUAGGAGAUACGGUUGGACCAAAUUAGUAUAAAAGGAGCCGAACGUUCAUUGUUUUAUCAUCAUCAAUUCACUCCGGAUAGAGUCCGGCGGUGAGAGGCAGUCACUAGCAGCUUCAGUUCCGGUCGAAGUGAAUUAGUUUUGGCGGCGACCGAAUUUUCAUCAGUGAUCAAUUCCGUUGGCGUGGCAGCAAUUUAUCCCUGGGCAGCGAAAUCAACUUUCUGGGCAUUAAUUGUUUCCGGCGGCUUCUUCCUAGCAAAGAACUAAAGUUUGAUGCAACAAGGUUUUCUUAUAGAGGCUCGCAGCCUUGAGGAGAAACUCGGGGAGGCCGCAAUGGGUCGGGCCUUCCUUCUCCAAGGUGGGGAUUGCGCCGAGAGUUUCAAGGAGUUCAAUGCCAAUAACAUUAGGGACACUUUUCGGAUUCUCCUCCAAAUGGGCGCCGUUCUCAUGUUCGGCGGUCAAAUGCCUGUUGUAAAGGUGGGAAGAAUGGCUGGGCAGUUUGCAAAGCCAAGAUCAGACCCAUUCGAGGAGAAGGAUGGUGUAAAGUUGCCAAGUUACAGGGGAGACAAUGUAAAUGGAGAUGCAUUUGAUGCAAAGUCAAGAACCCCAGACCCUCAGAGGCUGAUCAGAGCAUACUGCCAAUCUGCAGCUACUCUGAAUCUGUUGAGGGCUUUUGCCACUGGAGGGUAUGCAGCUAUGCAGAGGGUCACUCAAUGGAACUUGGAUUUCACAGAGCAAAGCGAGGGCGAUAGGAAUAUGGAUGAAAAGCCGAGGAAGAAAAUUAUAACUCAAAGCAACAAGGAAAAUUGAUUACACAGACCGGGAGGAGCUCAGUUGAAUACCAAAGAAUGACUUGUGAUGCUCAUUUUAGAAGUUUAAACUUUCGACCUAAAGAAGAAUUUGUAUUGUACUAGAGUUUUGUGAUGGCAUAUUGUAAUAAUGCUAGUGUAUCACUUGUUCUUACUCGGGCUUUAGGCUCAAAAUCUACCUUCUUCCGAGCUUUAGGCUCAAAAUCUACAUUCUUACUAUAUUCUCUUUA
Molecule: messenger RNA, 1038 nt
Organism: Ipomoea triloba (trilobed morning glory)
Lineage: Eukaryota; Viridiplantae; Streptophyta; Magnoliopsida; Solanales; Convolvulaceae
Product: phospho-2-dehydro-3-deoxyheptonate aldolase 1, chloroplastic-like
Exons: 4
Coding region: 273-809 (178 amino acids)
Biological process (GO): aromatic amino acid biosynthetic process
Molecular function (GO): 3-deoxy-7-phosphoheptulonate synthase activity
Source: RefSeq, a predicted model, not a curated record